This is a messenger RNA of Penicillium roqueforti, 1929 nucleotides long. RefSeq lists its product as uncharacterized. Gene Ontology annotation, cellular component: cytoplasm; nucleus. The transcript has 2 exons. Gene Ontology annotation, molecular function: histone H3T3 kinase activity. Gene Ontology annotation, biological process: mitotic cell cycle; intracellular signal transduction. Lineage: Eukaryota; Fungi; Ascomycota; Eurotiomycetes; Eurotiales; Aspergillaceae. The record is from RefSeq and is a predicted model, not a curated record. The coding region runs from base 1 to 1929 and encodes 642 amino acids.
AUGGAACCCAAACAAUCCAAACCCAAAUCCGUAGCUCAGCGCAGAGUGUACGGGAAACGAAGAGCCAAUGCCCCUAGGGCAGUAUUUGAUCAUGGAAGCCCUGCUAGAGAUACCAGAUCCAAGACCCAAUAUCUCGACCCCGUGGAAAGCCUCCAAGCGAAACUAGCCCAAGUGGCAAUCGAUGACGACUCAACCCUUCAACAAGACAAUUACACAAAGCCUAUCAAAACUGAGAGCGAGCAAGAGCAAGAGUUGACGGAAAUUCCCUUGGGUGAAUCGAGUCCGUCUACGAUAGAGGAUACCUCGGACACCCUGACACCGCGAUCCUCCUUCGAAUCCUUCUCGGAGCAGUCGAAGCUAGAACCGAAGAAAUGCGAAACGAUGGUGGAGGUCAGGAUAUGCCCGAAGAAUCCAGGAAUACUUCCUCAAGCCAUCCCAGAUUCCCCAGCUAUGAUGCCAGAGUCCACAAGCGAGGAUCGAGAAAAGCCAAGUACAUCCUCCAGAAGAAGAGCGGAAAGAAAAAAGAUUCCUGCACCAAGACGGUCAUCUGGAGUUGUUCACGACAGCAAGGCCAGUGAUUAUGUUAGCCCAAUUCUGAAUGAGGCACUAUCUCCGAUUGCCGCCCAAGGCAUUCAGAAGUUCAGCUCGUGGGCCUCACGAUCAGCGAACAUGUUCCACGUCGCAAAACUCGCAGAGGGAUCCUACGGUGAAGUUUACAAGCUUCACCUGCGGGAAGAAGCUUGCAGGCCGGUGGUGUCCAAGUCAAAGUUGGCUAAACUGAAAUCAUAUGGCGAUGGAGUCUUCAAGGUCGUGCCUCUGCGAGCAAAGAGCGGUCCAGGAUCCAAAAAAUUCACCACCAUCGACGAGAUUGUUUCCGAGGUCAAAAUGCUCAAAUAUUUGGACCCGAUCCCUGGCUUUGCUCGCUUUAGAGAGAUUCAUGUUGUUCAAGGUCGUUUCCCAGAGUCGUUCCAAAAUGCAUGGGACCACUAUAAGAAAACCAAAGAUGACUGCCUAAAUCCCAAUCCAUCCAACAAAAGAGCUUAUCCGGAUACGCAGCUAUGGGCAAUCGUGGAGAUGGACGAUGCGGGAUGUGAACUCGAGAAGUUCGCUUGGUCAUCGAUUUUCCAAAUCUAUGAUAUCUUCUGGGGAGUUGCCAUGGCUCUGGCCCGGGCAGAGGAGUAUGCUAUGUUCGAACAUCGAGAUCUUCAUUUAGGAAAUGUUUGUAUACGUUCUACGCGGGAAGAUGGUUGCUUGGAUCCCCCCACAGAAUUUGAUGUUGCACGACAGUCAUCCUGCAGUGGGUUUGGAAUCAGCUCCCUUGAGACUACCAUUAUUGACUACUCGCUCUCUCGAGCGGAUCUACUCCUGACCGAUGACCCCGCUGGUCUCACUGAGGUUGCAUCAUCUGAUCUGGACAAGAAGCAAUUGUUCGAUGCUAUUGGCCAAGAUGAAGACGAGAUUAUGCAACGAAACACCUACCGAUAUAUGCGCGCAACACUCUAUACUGGUUGCCCUAUAGAAACAGAAAAGGUAGCGGAUAUUCCUGGCAUCUGGGCAGAAUACUCUCCACGCACCAACUUGGUGUGGCUACUCUUCCUGCUUCAGAGUCUUUUCAAAAAUCGCAAGCCUGAAGCAUUGUUUGUACAGCCACAGCGAAAGGCUCUUGCGCCUUGUUCGCCCAACAGAAUGACACCAAAACCGGAGACAUCCAAAGGGAAAGACCAAAACAUGGCCGGGUCCCUCAAGGAAAGACAGUCCAAAGACGUGCAAGCUAGUAUCUCGCGGCUGAAGCAAGCACUAGAGGGCAGACUAAAAGCCGUCCUUGAGCUCCUCGACUUGGAGCAUGGACACGAAGACAUGUGUUGCGCUGCGGAUUUGGUGGCCUACGCGAUGGACUCGCGAUGGCUGAGUGAACAGGACUUUUUCUGA